Molecule: messenger RNA, 1998 nt
Organism: Lodderomyces parapsilosis
Lineage: Eukaryota; Fungi; Ascomycota; Pichiomycetes; Serinales; Debaryomycetaceae
Gene: CLB4
Product: B-type cyclin
Exons: 1
Coding region: 1-1998 (665 amino acids)
Biological process (GO): mitotic cell cycle phase transition; regulation of cyclin-dependent protein serine/threonine kinase activity
Cellular component (GO): nucleus; centrosome; cyclin-dependent protein kinase holoenzyme complex
Molecular function (GO): cyclin-dependent protein serine/threonine kinase regulator activity
Source: RefSeq, a predicted model, not a curated record
AUGAAGUCAUAUAAAACCAUCAAUGAUGAGAAUAAACUAAGUCGCCACCUCAAAUCAAAGUCAGAUAUUCAUAAUCAAAACAUGCAUCACAAUAUUGGUGGUAGUUACAACAGUAAUGCAAACACCAACAGCUCCACCAAAACCGCGUCAGGAUCCAACUACAAGUCGACAAGAUUGUCUGAUUCACAUUUGGGUUCACUACAUAGGGAAGUGUUGAGCGAUUUAACUGCACAAGAGAAUUACAAAUCCCGUGUCAAGUCUCAACAACAACAAGUAUCACAACAAGCGCAUCUGCAUCUUCCAUUACAACAGUCAUAUCCAUACUCACACCACCAGCACAGUAGCAGCAAUAGCAACAGCAGUAUUGGCAGUGGGGUAGCUACAUCAGGAGCUACUUUGAGUCAACCAAAAGUACAAAUCUAUAAACAAGCAACACAAGCUCUCCAUCAUUAUAAAAAACCACGAUUGGAGAGAGUAUCGCAUAGAGAAUUUGGUGACGAUUAUACCGAUGACGAUUUGAGAAGUACGUCUGAUGACUUGGCUGAAUCUAGCGAUGAUAAAGAGAAUAGGAAUCCGACGCUGACACAUUCUCAAUUGCAUUUACAUGAACAACAUAAACUCCAGCAUCAUCAACAGCAUCAACAAGUCCAAGAUCUUCACAAUAGAAUACAUGAUGAAGUUAGGUACCAACCGCUGCAGCAUCAACAACAGCAACAGCCAUUACGCUCACGCGACAAGUAUGAAACGCACUUCAAGGAGGAGAUUGAAGAGGACAGAUUUACAAGUGAAGAGCUUGACGAUACCAGCUAUAGAUUAAAAGAAGAUGAUGAUGAUCGCGAGUUACGAAAUCAAAUUGCCGUCAAACAAAGCAUUACAAGAGACAGUAUUGCAGAGCUAUACACAAAGAAUUUACGAAAUGAUGACGACUUACAAACAGAGAAGGAAGUUUCAAUGGAGACUACAAUUAGGCAAGACGACAGUCUGUCUAUUCAUGAACAAGAGGAAGUCCACCGCCAGCAGCAGCACCACCACCACCACCAACAGCAGCAACAGCAAGCUACCUCCAAAUCGCACUCCCAUUCCAACCGUCAGCAUCGUACUGAAGCUGUCACACCCAUGAAGCCGUUGUGGGAUCUAUCAAUCAAGAUGAAAUUACAAAGAGUGGUUGAUCAAUUUUCAAGAACAACAUUGGACGAAAAUGAUGAGGAUACUUAUGACGCCUCAAUGGUUGCUGAAUAUGCGCCGGAAAUAUUCAACUACAUGCGUAGUUUGGAAGAAAAGUAUAAACCAGACCCGUAUUACAUGGAUACAAUGCAAGAUGAGUUGAGAUGGGGCAUGAGGGCAGUAUUGAUUGAUUGGGUGGUUCAGGUACAUGGUAAAUUCAACUUACUCCCGGAGACACUUUUCCUCACUGUCAACUACAUUGAUCGAUUCCUUUCCAAACGUAAAGUUUCAUUAAGCAGAUUUCAAUUGGUUGGCGCAGUUGCAUUUUUCAUUGCUGCUAAAUACGAAGAAAUUAAUUGUCCCACAGUACAAGAAGUUGCGUUUAUGGCCGAUAACGCAUACUCAAUAGAUGAGUUCCUCAAAGCUGAACGUUUCAUGAUUGAUGUUUUGGAAUUUGAUAUGGGGUGGCCAGGCCCAAUGUCGUUCCUUCGACGCACAUCUAAAGCUGAUGAUUACGAUUAUGAAACUCGAACUUUGGCUAAAUACUUUUUGGAAAUCACGGUGAUGGAUGCACGGUUUGUCGCAUCGCCACCAAGCUGGUUGGCUGCGGGUGCACAAUAUCUUUCACGAUUAUUGUUGAAUCGUGGUGAAUGGACUGAAGCUCAUGUCUUUUACAGCGGGUAUACCGAACGACAAUUGAGACCUUUGGCGGAACAAUUGUUGGAAAACUGUCGAUUUGCUGAAAAAAAUCACAAGGCGAUUUUUGAAAAGUAUCUGGAAAAAAGAUUCAAAAGGAGCUCAUUGUUUGUUAAAGAGUAUUUUGACAAUUUUUGA